Molecule: messenger RNA, 1823 nt
Organism: Cimex lectularius (bed bug)
Lineage: Eukaryota; Metazoa; Arthropoda; Insecta; Hemiptera; Cimicidae
Product: SH2 domain-containing protein 4A-like
Exons: 10
Coding region: 217-1446 (409 amino acids)
Cellular component (GO): cytoplasm
Source: RefSeq, a predicted model, not a curated record
AGAAACCUCAGUCACCUUCAGCACUCCUGAGGAGUAAGUGUUCAUCGAGUUUGUCUGUAUAAAGACGUGUUUCCAGGGGCGUCUGUAUAUAAAUAGUCUCGUUAACCCUGUUGAAGUGAAGUUUUCUUUUGUGGACUUCUUCUAUAUUGAGCCGGUGCAUAGAGGAACCCCAAAAAGCAGUGUGCAUUCCUAAGCGUUGUUUCUUCCGUAUCCAAAAUGCUACAGCAGAUACUGAACGAUAUGUGGGUCGACCCGGAGAUCCUGGCGGAGUUGGACGAGAGCCAGAAACAGAUUCUCUUCUGCAAAAUGCGCGAGGAGCAGGUGCGGAGGUGGAAGAUUUGGGACGCGGCGAAUCCACCGAAGCCGGCAAGACCUUCAAGGAGUAAGAAAAAAGUCGACUUCCUGCUAGACGCCCGCGGAGAGCCUUGGACCUGGGUCAUGGGCGAACACCAGAACGACAAGUCCAUCGAGGAAAUACUGGAAGAGGAGGCCAGGGAAGCGGCUAGGCGACUUGCAGAAGCUGAAAGAUUGGCCGAACUUUUGGAACAAAAUAAGAGACAAAGGGAAGAGAUAGAAGUCGCCCAGCAGAAGCUAGACGCUGAAGAGAUUUAUUGUUCGGCUGACGAGCUUCGGAUCAAUGCCAAACCAGUUAUAAACAACAUUCCGCCGAUUCAAAACUUUUUGAAACGGGAUGCCCUCCAGGAAAUUUCCUUCAACAAGCCCUCGAACGUGUCUCAGAAGGUAGCCUUGUGGGAAAAGCGCGUCGUUGAAGAAAGAACUUCCGAGAUAUACAAAAAGUUACAAAAAAUAAAACUUGACGCCGCCAAAGAGGCCGAAGAAGCAGAAAACAAACAGGAACCCUUUUGGAGAGAACAACAGAAAAAAGCAAAAGAAGAAGAACUGAGGAGGAGGGAGAUUGCACGGAUUGCAAGAGAAGAGCACAGAAGAUCCAUGCAGGAAAUUGAACCAGAAACCCCAGCGCUUCCGCCAAGAAAAGAAGUUGUGUCAUCGUCAAAGCCACCGAAUAAAGAUGCCAUAGUUGAAUGGUUCAAGACAAGCCAGGUUAUCAGAAGAGCUGGUCUCGAUCCCAACACAAAUUCCGUUGCUCCAUGGUUUCACGGGUUAAUUACAAGGCAGGAGGCUGAGAAUCUUCUCAAUUUGCAGCCAGCCGGUAGUUUCCUUGUCAGAGUAUCUGAAAGGAUAUGGGGCUAUGCCAUUAGCUACAGAGAUAUCGACAGAUGCAAACAUUACCUCAUCGACGCUUCCAACGACCACUACCAGUUUCUGGGAACAAACCAAAUCUCCCACAAGACCUUAGGUGAUCUUGUGACUUAUCAUGCAACCAGGCCGAUUACUGAAGCCGGCGGGGAACUGCUCGGUCGAGCUUGCCAUAGAACAAAACCUCUUCCGCUUGUCUUUCAGGGUCUUUCAAUUCGAGCGAGAUAACCAGAAUGACUUGGAAGAGCGCCAUAUUUUCUAUAUACCAUUCUGGUUUUGUGAUAUCCCAUUCCCCUUGUAUUGCCCCCUUCAAAGCCAUGUCGCUUCUCUUUAUUUGUAAGAUUUACUCAAUUUGAUAUGCUUCUAUUAAAAGUCAUACUUUUUAGCGAUUGAGUAAGCUGUUUAAGCAUCUUUUGAGAAAGGAUUGAUUUUCAUUUUUAAAUAUGUACAUUGUCAUUAAUAUUUUAAUAAGACUAUUCUCAAAAAGGAAUAUUAUAGAUUUUUUAAGCUCUUAUAAAAUGUUAAACAUUGCCAUAAUGUUAGCGGUUGGUGGCAUUUUUUGUUAUACAUAUUUAGUUAUAAUGUAAAACUACUAGUAUUUUAGA